AUGCAUCUUCUACAAUGCCUUCUCGCGCUCUCUUCCGGCGUCUCCGCCUUCAUUCCCUACACCUUGGAGCUUCCCCCAGACUCCAGUGAGAGUGUCCCGCAAAGGCGCUCAUCCUCGGGCGACCGUCCGAAAUCCCUCGUCAUCCGACGGGUGCCGGUGCGGCGCGACAACCAAUACAAAAUGCUGCACUCGCAGAACUCCUCCACACCCAAUACGGCGGCCCUCGACCAGGACGGGAACGACCGGUCGUACAUCUCCGCAGUGAAUGUCGGUUCGCAAAACCAGACCCUCUGGAUGUUACUGGAUACCGGCGCCGGCAACACCUGGCUGUUUGCCUCGGAUUGCACGACCGAAGCCUGUAAGAUGCACAACACCUUCGGCGAGCAAGCCUCCUCGAGUCUCCAGAUGACCGGCGAUAGAUGGAACGUCGGCUACGGGACGGGCAAGGUCAGUGGGUUCCUCGGCUCCGAUACGCUGUCCAUCGCCAACUUGGAGGUCGAAAUGACCUUCGGAUUGGCCAGUGACGCCUCGGACGAGUUAAAGUCGUACCCCAUGGACGGCAUCCUGGGUCUAGGCCGUGCCGAGAAGGGCGUCUUCGGCCACGACACAUUCAUGGACGUCGUCGCAAAGAAGGAGCUCCUCAAGUCCAACAUCGUCAGCGUCAGUCUCUCGCGCGGCCAGGACAAGAUCCAGGAUGGCUCGGUCACCUUCGGCGACGUCGACAAGUCCAAAUUCACCGGGGACAUCACCUACACGGACACGGUGAAGAACACUGACCAAUGGCGCAUUCCACUGGACGACGCCAGUGUGGAUGGAUCCGCCUGCCAGUUCUCCGAGAAGUCGGCCAUCAUGGACACGGGAACCUCGUUCAUGUUGAUCCCGCCUGCCGACGCCAAAGCGCUGCACGGGAAGAUCCCUGGCGCCAAGCCCUACAGCGACACGGGGUACCUACUUCCCUGCGACUCGACCGCCGAGGUGAACCUGACUUUCUCCGGGGUCAGCUACACGAUCUCGCCCAAGGACUACGUAGGGUCGAAGACCAACGACAACUGCGUGUCGACCAUUGUUGGCAAGUCGAUUUUCGGCGACGAUAUCUGGUUGGUGGGCGACGUCUUCCUGAAGAAUGUGUACACCGUGUUCGACUUUGACAAAAGCCGGAUCGGGCUGGCUCAGCGUACGUAUGCUACCGACUCGAAGGGCUCGGACUCAAACUCGAACCCGACGACAGGAUCGGGUUCGGAAGCGACCACUACGUCGACGGCCAUGACAGGGGAGAUCAGUUCGACUGGCGCGACUAGCUCGAGCACGUCCAGUUCGUCCAGCUCGAACGAGACUGCGUCGGGCGAGGCAUCGAACAUCGGACCUCGAUUCUCCUGGCCGAUAUUGACGGCUUUGUGUGUGGUUGGCUUGGGUCUGAUGUAG
Messenger RNA from Aspergillus tanneri, 1422 nucleotides. Its product is annotated as pepsin-like aspartic protease. The transcript has 2 exons. Gene Ontology annotation, molecular function: aspartic-type endopeptidase activity. Lineage: Eukaryota; Fungi; Ascomycota; Eurotiomycetes; Eurotiales; Aspergillaceae. Gene Ontology annotation, biological process: proteolysis. The record is from RefSeq and is a predicted model, not a curated record. Bases 1 to 1422 code for a protein of 473 amino acids.